Naegleria lovaniensis is the source of this 15216-nucleotide messenger RNA. RefSeq lists its product as uncharacterized. Lineage: Eukaryota; Heterolobosea; Eutetramitea; Acrasida; Naegleriidae. The record is from RefSeq and is a predicted model, not a curated record. The transcript has 2 exons. The coding region runs from base 1 to 15216 and encodes 5071 amino acids.
AUGACACGGUUACUGCGGUCUAGCAGCAUGUCUUCAUUAUUCAUUGCGGCUCUCAGCAUUUUCUUCAUUUUCGUUCUCAUUCUCUCUCUCAUCAUGAAUCAUUCCCAUCAACCACAACACAUGAUAACGACAAUGGACACUUUGAACGGCUCACUUUUCGUGGAAGGUGCUGACAUUCCUCUUUACACGGUUAACGUAAAUCCCAAUACCAAUGCAACAGAAAUCAUAACGCAAGACCGGUCCAUCAUUGCUUCCGGAGCUUCAUCCGCAUGUUCCAAUUUGAACACUCAAGCCAUCACUGUUUAUCCAAAUCCUUACAAGUUUCCCGAGCCAGGUUGGAAUUCACUUUAUUUCAAUGGAUACAGUUGUCCAAGGUCAGGAGUAUCAAAUUUUGUUGGUGUAACCGUGUAUCGACUCAUUGCUGGAUAUGACCAUGUCAUCAUGGUGGGAGCUGAAUAUACUGGCAGUGUCGGAAAUAUGACUGUGAAACAGGUAUUGUAUGGAAAAGGAAAUAAUAUAGAUGGAGCAUUAGCCAUUGACAAGUACGACAAUCCAAGAAGUGGGCCUUAUUGGGCGAAUACGACCUAUAACAUCAGAUGGGGUUCUGCUGUUCGACUUCAUCAAAUUGAAGCUUUAUUGAAGAACCGAACAGUGGAAAAUAAUCAGUUUCCAUCAAGAGCCAUGACCUAUGCAGAUUGGAAUAUUCCAACAAUUGAUGAAGUCAAACAUCAUUAUUUCUCUGAGAAUAAUAUUGUACAGAAUAUUCAUGCCUGUUAUUUGAACAGUUUUUUAAUUUUGAAGAAUGGAGAAAUUUAUGGAUUUGGUUCCAAUAGGUUCAAAUCUAUGGGUUUAACGGAUGAAAACUUUAAGGUGAAUUCUCCAACUAGAUUGAGUUCACUAGAGUCUCUUUUAAAGGUCAAUGGUGACUGGGUAGAUGCUCUUUAUUGUGGUUAUUCUUCUGUUGUCAUUAUCACCAAACAAAAAAGGGUGAUUGUUUUUGGACGAAAUGAUGUAAACCAGUUAGGAUUGGGAUUAGAAUAUGCUGGACAAAAUUCAAUCUCACCAAUGGUUCAUCCGUUUUUGACGAAUUACAUUCAACAAACCUCAUCAGUUAAAACUAUUUCAUUUGGUUUAAAUUUCACAGCAGUUCUCUUCCAUGAUGGAUCUGUAUAUUGUGCUGGAUUGAAUUUAAAUCAUCAAUGUGGGUUGGGUAUUAGUGAUACCAUUAUUCACCACUUUACACAAAUUCCAUUACCACUGAAAGUCGUAAAGAUAACAACGACUGCCUAUGCUUUGUUUUUAGGAACAGACUCUGGUGACUUGUAUGUCAAUGGUGCAAACGUGGGAUUUGUUUUAGGAUUGGGCAUUAUGGAUCAAAAUGUGGUAGUCACAACACCAACCAAAAUACCAACUUUGAAAUCAGCUGAUUUUGACCUUUCGACUGGGUAUCAACUCUAUCAUAUCAUUUAUCAAAAUGCAACAGCUGCUUACGCUUGGGGUUCCAAUCAAUUUAAACAAUUAUCAUCUGUACUUACAGUUGGAGGUGAGGUUGUGUUUCCCUCUCCAACCAUUAUUCCAUUCACCUAUAUUGAUCCAUUGUUAAAUGAAGUUAAGAGCAAUAACAAUUGUAGAAUUAUUGAUAACCAAAGCUCUAAUGGAUGUAAUAAUGGAUAUCUAUUGCAACGAGUAGACCAUCAAACCGGAUUUAACACUACUUUUGGUAAAUUUAGAGCUUACUGCAGUAGUUUGGGAGGUUACUAUAACCAUUCAUCAAGAAGUUGUUCUUGCUAUACAAAUUAUAACGGACAUGCAUGUCACGAAUUUGAUACUACUCAAUUCAUUUGCAAUGCAUCAAGUGCUGAUAACUUUGCAAAUAGACCAAACCAAUGUUACUGUGGGGCAGAGGGAUAUUAUGGAGAAAAGUGCCAAUUUUCAGCACCUAUUCGAUCUGUGGUUAGCUUUUCUCGAAGCAAAAUACUUAACAAAUUUUCUGCAAGCCCAAGUUUAUUCGAUUUUUCAAAUUUGAGGAGUGGAACAUCUCACUCAAUGAUGACCUCUCUUUUAAAUAAGCAAAGAGUUUAUGUGUUUGGAUCGAACAAUAAUAUUUAUGGACAAUUUGGUAAUGGUAUUGCAAGUGCAAAUAUGCUAAUGGAUACUAUUCAAAUAUCGGUCUUAUUAGAAAAAUUAGCUUUGAAAAUCAACAGUAAUAUUACCUCUGUAUUUGCAAUGGAUCAACAGUCUGUAGUCCUAUUCAGUGAUGGAUCUCUAUAUCAAACCUCAACUGUUUUUGUGAAUGGGUCAAACAUCCAAUUCCUAGCUAACAAUGUCAAAUCAUUGUUUUGUUCUCAAAUGACAUGUUUUUAUAUCGAUACAAGUGGAGCUCUCUAUGGCGUGUUUGACAAUCAGUUCAAUCAAUUAGGAUUGAGUGACUACAAGACAAGAGGAGCCUUUGAAUCACAACCCGUGAUGGUUUCUCUUUGGAAAAACAAUAUCCAUGGAAAGGUGGCAAGAGUGUAUCCUUCCAACACUUACACUUUGUUUGUCAAUCAAGUAGGAACCGUUUUUGGUAUUGGAGCAAACACUAAUUUCCAACUUGGCCUUGGACACAACAUGAAUAUUAAGGAUUAUAUUGUGCCACUGCUUGUGGACUUGCCAGUUUUUGAUGUGAAAAAUAGUGAGCAGGUUGUAUUCUUACAAUUAAGUAAUUUAAAGUGGUACAUGAUGGGAAAAGAUUUAAUGAAUAUUGACACAAAUGAACAGUAUUUGGCAUAUCCAACAUUUAUGAACAACACAUUGAGUGAUGGAGAAAUUAUUGUUGCCGUUAGAAAUGAUAUUGUCAUUACCAAGAAUAGAAAUGGAAUUUUCACACAAAUUUCUCCAGCCUCAAAAAUUCUCUCUCAAGAAAACAGUACUACUCUUUCUGUGGCAGUCAUGGGAAAUGAUAUUUUAGGUAUUGUUGUUCCAACUAAUGCGAUCAAGAACAAUAACGUGUGCCUAAGAGGAAGUUUCAGUCUUGCCACUGACUCUUGUGUUUGUGAUGAAGGAUAUACAGGAGAAAGUUGCAAUAUUACUUGGUGUGACAAUGAUUGUGCAUUCAAUUAUGGAACCUCUUGUAUUGGUCCUAAUAUUUGUGCUCCUCCUUUAUCAAUCCCAACAACUAUCAACGAAUUGAAUUUGUUUGGACAGCCUAGAUACAUCAGUAGCAAUGGAGAUGCAAGAUCUACCGGCAUAUUCCUAAGUAACGUCACCACAAAUAUAAUUGCUCAUGCUACGGGUGAAACAUUUUCUGUAUUUCUUCAGGAUGAUUUCAAAGCAUAUAGUUUGGGCGAAAAUACAUUUGGAAUGCAUGGAAUUGGAGGUGCAAGUAAGAGACCUUUCAACGGCUUGACGUCAAACAAUAUUUUAUUACUUCCUUUGAGAUAUAGUGGUGAAACAUUCAAAUCUAUCACUUCAGGAAGUAACUUUGUCGUUGUUUUAACAGCGAAUGGAAGAUUGUAUGCUGCUGGAGAUAACACACUCGGUCAAUUAGGUUUAGGAGACACUAUUCCUAGACACUUUUUAACACCUAUUGAUUCUAUAGCAACAUCCAAAAUUGUUGUCAUUUAUUCGUGGGGAGACAAUACCCAUGGUCAAUGUUGCAAUUCUUCCACCACCACCCGACAGAUCACUUUGCCAACACCUGUUGAUUUUUCUCCUUAUGACGUUGUUAAUCAAAAAAUUGUGUUAGGACACAACGCAACAAUAAUUUUCACAAGGGAUGGAGGCGUUAUUGGAUGUGGUAAAGUGCAAAUUCCCUACGAUUAUGGAAACAAGGGAGUUGUAAAGAGAUUGCUGCCAUUCUUCAAUGUGACAUCAACAUUUGAUAUUUCUCAAACUCCUGAAAAAUACCACUCAACAAUGUGUAUUAAGAAUGGAAAAACAUCUGAAACUUGGUACUGCUUUGGUAAAAACAAGAAUGGAUGUGCAGGAUUUGGAAAUGACGUUCCACUUUAUGGUUUAACACCAUCCAUACAUUAUGGAGUGAAGAGUGGUGUAUUUUUCUUUACACAAUCUGCUAGCUUGAACUUUUAUUAUAAUAGUUCAAGUGGACUCACUUAUUUUGGAUCUGGUAGUUUAUUUAACAAACCAGAUAACAUGGGAAGCAUUGUUCCAAUCGAAUGGUUCAAUUCUUUUGGAAAUCUUUUCGAAACAGUUCAAGCCAAUGAUAAGUUUGGAUUUAUUAUCACCAAGAAAAGUCAUUGUUACAAUAGAGGUACUUUUUCAACCUGGGUGAAAUCAGGUUGCUCAUGCAAUACAGGAUUUAAUGGUCCUACUUGUGAAGUUAAUACUUAUCAAGAAAGCACGACAGCAGUAAAUCGAGUGGCUGUCACGUUCCUUGACUACGCAGGCUCUAAGACGACUCAAUAUUUCGACACUUCCAAGUUUGAGCUAUUGGGAAAUUUACCCUAUGGUUUCAAUACUAGUAGAAACAUCUUUACUGCAGCAAUGACUUUCUCUUCCAAACUACCAUCAACAGAAUGGACAGAAUUUAUCUUUUCGAUGAGCUCUUUUUCAUCUGCAAAUGUUACUUUGACUUUUUUACAAUCAGACGAUUCCAUGUUGACACCACCAGUCAAUUUUGUUCUUUCAGUUCCUGGAGAGAGUGACAACUCAGUUUUGAGUAAGAACGUUUCAAAGCUCGUCUCUGAUACACAGGUGAAGGUUAACUGUGUUUACACAGUGAAUGGCAACACAUUGGACACUAAAGUUGAAAAUCAAUGGUUGAAGGUUUAUGUGAAAAUGGAUAAUCAACUUUAUCCUGAUGGUUAUGUCAACGCAACUAGUUAUUUGGAGACUGAACAGAAAAGGCGUAUUCUUAAUGUUUACUCUGUAAACUCUAUCACUCCUAUGAACGUACAAUCCUUCCAGGUGUUGAAUGACUUAUGCUCAGCAGGAAUUUGUUCGAGCGUCAAUGGCAUGAUUUCAGAAAUUAGACUCCACUCUUCCUUUAAUUAUAGUUUGUAUCCCAUCUUCAAUGAUGACGCGUUCAAGAAUGUUCAAGCAUUUAAAAGCAAUUCUAUUAGUUCCAUCCAGUAUCCAAUUCAUCAAACCUUCAACUUUAGAGACAUGUUGAAUUUGAUCGAUCUAUCAAGUAAUAUGAAUUUGGAACAAUCAGCAAGCUAUUUCGACACUAGCGUCAUUUCCUAUCGGAACGAUAUUUUUGUUGAUCUCUCUGAUACCAAGAUUUGUGACAUUCCCUUCGAAGACUAUUUGUUGCAUCCUUCUCAUUAUGAUUUGAGUAACACUAAUAUCUAUUGCAUGCUUCCUUCUUUUAACAAUAGUUGGUGUAAAACUUUAACAUUCAGGAAGCCCAAGCUUGUAUUUACUCAGUUCUUUGAUUCUGCACAGUUAUCCAUACCUUUGGAUAUUUGUAAUGGAUGUUCAAUUUUGAAUUGUUUGGAUUUCUUAACGAUGGACAAAUCAAGACUUUCGUAUUACUUCAACUUUCCAAACGGUACCACAUUGGAGACGAAUGAUUUUGGAUCACUUGUUGUUGAUAGAAAUGAUGAAAGAGUGAACUUACUACUGGACAACUUUAAAGAAAGGCUCUUCCUCGAUUAUGACAUCCAGUAUUUAGAGUUUGGAUUGAUUUACAAAUACGACAGUCUGAUUCCAUCAAAACAGCAACUACGAGGAACAUUGCUAAUUGAAUAUUAUAGAACAUUACCAAACUUCAAAACGUAUCCUUACAUAGUUCAAAGAGAUAGCGACAAUGUCGUCACUCUUGAAAGUAGCUUACUGCCAGACUUUUUGAACUUUAACGACAUUUAUUGCAGUACAGUUUUUGGAAACACUCCCUUAAUUCAAAAUGUAACAGCACCAUCGAUUGGAACUUGCAUCGUACGAAGUGGAGUUGAAGACAACCAAAACAUUACCGUUGAGUUGUACGCUUUUCCUCACAGUAACCUAUCAUCCUACAAAAUUGGAGAGUUUAGAGUUUAUGUUCUGAACUUUACCCUAACUCCUAAUAUUAUACAGAAAUAUUCAACUGUAUAUCCAACCAUAAGUAGUUAUGGUCAAUCCAGUGGUAUGCAAAAUUUCCUUACAAAUGAAAAUUUGGAAUUCCGAGAGAAUGAUGUUGUGGUUUAUCGUGUCAAUACCACAGGUUCAAAUUUGUACAUAAGUUACUUUAACUCACAACCAAUUACCUUAGAUUUGUACAAACAGUCUUUGGGAUUGUUUUUGAACGGAGCUUCUCUCUCACAAAAUUUCACUCAAUUAAUCUACAAUCCUUUUGUAUUGCAGAGAGUGAGUCCGUUGCUCAGUUUUGAUUCCAAUGUUCUAGUUUCAUUGUCAACAGAUAGACCACUUACCACCAACUUGCCAACAUCUCAGAUCCAAUAUCGUUGUUUCAAUACAGCUCGAAAUGAGUCAUUUGUGGCUUCAUAUUCAAACAGCGUAUUCACUUGCAACAUUACUGGAUUAGCUCAAAGAAAUCCCGAGACUUUGGACCUUCGAGUAGAUGCAAAGGUGGACAACUUUAACAAUGGAAAUUGGUUUACCAUCUCCAGUAAUGGGUUAACAUUCUAUCAUGUCACUCGCAAUAUGAACCUCACGUUCACUGCCGACUCCCCUAAACUCAUGUAUCGUAGAUAUGAUGACCCAUUAGCAGCAAGUACAGAGAUCAGCGUUAAACUAUUGAUUCCAUUCCAAAUACCAGAAAGCGAGUUACCAAGAUUCAAAAUAUGCUGGAUGAAUAGCUUUGGCCAGCAAAGUACAGAACGUAAUACCUAUACUCCUGUCAACGUUUUGACCUCUCGUUAUCAUGCUCCAUUCAUUGGAUACAAUGAUGUUUAUAUUUGUGGAGAUGGAAUUUUUUCAACUGUGCCCCUGAAAAUGCUUGUCUUGAACUCGACAUCAUUCGAUAUGAAACCUCUGUUCGGAUUUGAGAACCAACAUUCAUACACAAUGUACAUGUAUCAUUAUGGGCCUUUCUUUUACUCUGACUCUUUGUACAGCAUUUCGUAUGCUUGUGCAUUGAGAUCAUCUCUUGGAAGUAAUGAUUCAAUUUACAGUAACAAUAUUUCAACUAUCAACUAUGGAGGAUACUACAUGACCAAAUGCACCUUCUCGAAUAUUGCCGUUUCUUCUGAUAAAAAGUACUCCUUUUACUUAUUGGCACAGCACCAAGCUAUGAAUUAUACAUAUGGCCUUAUGCUGACUGUUCGGUUUAUAACUCAAAAAACCUUAUAUGCAACAUCACCUUUUGUGACUCAUAUUCCAGCUGAUGGAAUUAUUUCUACGAAUAUGAUUUCAAAUGACUCAGUCCUAUUUACAGCCCUUUCCAAACCACAGCAUUCCGCCUAUAAGCCACAUGUAGAUUGUCUCUUAUUCGAUGUUGGAGCUGCCUUACCAUUCACGUAUGUUCCAUUGAGCAUAAGUCCGGAUGAAAGUCGGUUGAUUUGUGAAUUCAAAACUUUUGACCCUUCAACGAGGUCGGGACCUUUUGAACUUUCUCUAGGUUCAUACAUACCGGAAGAACAGGUAUUAAUUGAAAUUUCUACAAGAGCAGUUCACUACACCUACAAAGAUUGGAUUACUUUUCAAUUCUCAGGAUAUCCAAUUCUUGAGAAAAACAAUUCCAUUACUAUGAAUUUUAACUUGUUACCAACGUACAAACAAGUAACUUUGAAUUACUCUUUGGUCUCUUCUAAUCCAAACAUUACUACCUUAAUUUCUAACUGUGAUUUUACGGGUAGUAGAACAUGUUCAGCAGAUUAUUUGGCUCAAUUCAUGACAGCACCUGUAUUACAGCAAUAUCAAAUUUUGGUUUCGUUAACAAACGGAAAUUUCAUUGUGAAUCAAUUACUUCGAGUUGAAAAAUUUGUAUACAAUCCAAGAAUUGAGAUUAACAAUUACAUACCUUUCAUUUUCGAUUGUACAUUAGGAGAGACAAUUCCAAGUUUGAGAAUUUCAACCAAGUACUAUUUGAGCAGUGAUUUCUCAUACAAGUUAAAGAUUAACACUGACUUGGUACCAGUCAAUGUUUUUGAUGAGAAUACCCAAAGAAUUAUUCAGUCGAACAAUAUUGUAGCUCCUUCAACUCCCACCGAUCUUGUUUCUAGAGUCAUGACAUCAUUUAAUGGUAUUGAUUUUAGUGUGGAUAAUAUUCCCUCCACUAUUUACAUUCGAGAAUUGUACACAGCUCCGAACAUUAUCGUUCAAUCUAACGUGUUACAAAAUUUCACCAUCUCCACCGAUGUCAUGAUCCCACAACCCAUCAAUAAUUCAUAUGCUCUAAAAUUUAUGAAUGUGGCUUAUCCUUGCACUUUUAACCUAAAAACUUUCACAUGUCCCAUUCAACUCUCUUUUUUAGGAGCAGCCUUUUACCAAGAAAAGCUUACUUUAUUAGAUGGCAACACCACCAUUACAAAGAUUGGCCUUCCACUUGUGAUAUUCAAGAAGGUAUCGCUAGACAAUGUACAGCCCACUUUAUUACUUCAAAGUUCGCAACUCAAUACUACAGUUACACUGUCUCAAAAUUUCUUUGAUAAUUUUGAUUCCAAAGAGUUCAAAUUAAGUUGUGCGAUUCAAGAUGGAAAUUAUUCUGCCAUCAGUGUUGGAUCAAAGAGUGUGAAGUGCAAUUUUAAUUCAUUGAAUCUUGGAAGGAAAUCUGUCAAGAUCUAUUUUGAAUCGAGCAACAGGUAUAGAACAGCAAAUCAGCUGUUAGUGAAUGAAGAGGAUGUAUCUAAAGACUUUGAAGUGAUUUCUCCACCAAAAAUUAUGUUAGAUCCACAACUGUCACAAAGUACUUUAUACUACACUUUAGAUACCUAUUCUUUAGUGAAUCUCACCAUCUAUGUGACCAAUACCAAUUUUACACAAGAUGGAACAUUGUAUGAUUUGAGUAAGGAAUUUGGAAUUCUUGGAAAGGACAAACUUAUUGAAUCAAUCCAGUAUCUCGGAAAGGUUGGAAACGAUUACAAAUUCCAAUUAUCGUUUUACCCUUCCAAUGACUAUGAAGGUUAUGUUCCUUUCAGACUUGUUAAAGUAGUGAAAUCUACUGCCUCAACUUCUCGUGCUCUCACACAAGACGAUUACGUAUUGACUCAAGUUUCUGAUCUUGUAUUGACGUUUAUUAGAAAGAUUACAACCACUAGAAGUAUUCCAUCAUUUGGUGUUGAAUCGACUGAGAGAAAUGUUCAAAUUUAUUCAAAUUUCAACUUUUUACUCUUUUCUCCAGAUCCUUCUUUCCAACAAGAUGGAAAAGUAACUUUUAACUGUAAAUAUGAUUACAAACCAAGAGCUGAUGUGAAUAUUUACAAAUACACUUCAGCAGCAUCUAUAUUUAACAAUGAGGCAUUUGAGUGCUUGAUUAAGACACCCGAUGUUGGAGAAGUUCAAAUAGAUUUAUUUGUUUCAAAGGAUGGAACUACUUUACCAUUGAACAUUAAUCCAUUGAAUUAUAUUGUACUUGAUGGACUGUUCUUACAACCAACAUCAUACGGAUUGAGAACUGAAAUCAAUAAUAGACAUGUAUCACCUUUUAAAGUUUCAAAGUAUGCGACACUUUCUGGAAUUGCAAACCUGGACUCGUAUAAUCAAUUCACUGGCAAAAUUUCUCAACCCAACAUUGCAUUCACAUGUGAAAAACAGCCAGUAGUCAAUGAUUUCCCAACACUGAAUUGUACUCUUCCUAUAAUGGAUGUGGCUACCGUUAAUUCAUUCCAAGAAUACGAAAUGAAGCUCUACACAAGCCCUGACAUGUUAUAUGUUUCAAACUUCUCUUUGGGAUGGGUUCCAACAACAUACCUUUAUGUUGAAAAGAUUAGACCAUUAAUCGUUCAAAAAUCUGCACAUAGAAAUGAUUUCAAGAAAUUUAAUGUCACUAUUAACGGUGAUUCAAGAGUUCUUGCAAAUCAACUACCUCAAGGAAACUUUGGAAUUUAUUUAUCUAAUACUGGACUAGCUAUGUUACCAUCGUCUUCAAAAUAUUCCAAUCUUGAGACUCAAUUAGUUGUUCAAACUUCAAGACUUCAAGAAAGUGUUCAACUGCAGUAUGUCAAUUACAAUAUGUUAACUCCAAUUAUUGACAUUCCCUCUCCUGUACAUGUUGCUCAGAAACAGGUGGUUAUUAAUAAUGCAGACAUUGUCAAUCUCAAUUAUGAUCCAAGUAGCAAAAGAGGUUCAAAAUCAACUGACGCAACAGUUAUUCUUUCAAUUACUAAUAAUUUGGCUACUAAUUUCAUGUUAGAAAAUGGAGGGUAUAAUGGUUCUAUUCAAUGUUUCCAAACAGACAAAGGUACUUUCUCUGUAGCGAAUAUCACCUCUGUGACUUCUAGCUUAAUCACCUUCACAUGUUCAGUUACAAAGGGAUUCUUUGAUAAUACACAAAUUUAUAGAAGUUCAUUGGAAGUGUGGUAUCUAAAUGAUAUUGCAGAAAAUGGAGCAAUGAAAAUAUCAUCCAGUGUUCUUUCCUUUUUAUGGCUUCCUUCAAAAUUAAUGCAAAUUGACAAUGUUUCACCCUAUGCAUUUGUGUCAACAAUUGGACCCAUGGAAGUGACUCUCAAUGCCAAUUAUUCAUUUGUACCAAUUUCAGAAGGCUAUUCUUGCUUAUUGAAAAAUCCACAAACUGGACUUACCGAAAGACAAAUUGGUAUUUAUAAGAACAGUAAGACUGUAUCAUGUCCAUUCAAUGUUGGAAAUUUGGUGUCAGGUGUUUUCACCAUUCAAAUUUCGUUUACCAUUGGCUCAAAUGAUGAUAUUCUGACAAACUCUAUGGAGAUUUCUUUCAUUGACCAAUACCAAACUAUUGACUUUAUUCAACCAUUUGUUUCCUAUUAUUUAUCCACAGCAAAAGGUUCUCAAUCAACAAUUUCAUACUCCAUUCCAUUGAACUUUAUUCCUCGUUCACUUUCAUGUAUUUUCCAAGAAGGAGACAUUAUUAGACAAAUUGCAAAGGUUUCCAAUCGUCAAAACAGUUUAUUCGAUUGUUCUUACACAAAUGAUGGAUCCUUCUUGAGUGGAAGUGUUAUGACUUCUCUUGCUAUUGAUUUGGGAGGAAACCAACUUUUAAACAUUUCCUCCAAUGCUGUUGAACUAGUUCUCUACACUCAGAAACUUACAUGGGAAGUACCAACCGUUGUUGAGCAAAUAGAUUUGAACACGAAAUUUCAACUCCACAAUUAUUAUAUUCCUACAUCAAAAACCUAUAAUCUGACUCAAACCAUCGUUGCAGUUCCAUACACUAAAUCUCAAAAGAUUGAUGAUCUAGCUGCUAUUCCAUUAGAAUGUGAUCCAAGUCAACGAUGUAAAUUCGACUCGAUCCAAAACCUUAUUUCCAAAGUUCCUUCCUAUAUGGCCAGUGCCAUUCGAUUCACAAACAAUGUAUCGAACAGGAAAUCGUUUGUUACUGCUGAUGACGUGGUUUUAUUUGUACCAAAAUCAGAAUUUAACAUCUCACAUAUAUCUCCCUUCGUGGCUGAUUAUCGAUAUGCGAAUGGAGUGGAUCAACAAUUCUUGUUCGCAAGUACAAGUCUCAACGCUGAAGAUUUCCAAAUUAUGUGUGAAUACGGAACCACAAAGGCCAACAUGACAAAAGACCAAAAGUGUGUGAUUAAACCUCAACGAGAUGUAGGAGGCAACCCAUUGAAAGGAAAUAGAAACGUCAUCUUGACAUGGAUGGGCAGAAAUUUAUACAGUACAAAGACUUUCUUUGUGACAUUUAAUGAGUCUUUCACCAUGGAUCCUGUAAUUUCUUUCUUUGAGCAUCCAACAUCAAUACCAUUGAAUUCAUAUCUUCCAGUUCCAUUUACCGGAAGUUUUGAUGGAUACAUUUUUGAAAUUGGUAUUUAUGAUAAGCAAAGAUUGAUUGGAAAAGCUCCUUGUACUCAACCAACAUUGGAAAAUCCAUAUCUAAACUGCACUAAACCUCACUUCGAUUACAAGACAGCUAAGGCCAUUACCACAAUUCCUCAAUUACUCAUCAACUCUCAAUUGGCAUUUAGAUUAAGAGGUGAUUUGAUUUUAUACAACAAGCCAACUGCAACAUUGAAAAGAAAUUACAUCGUGAUGGAUACCAAAAUCUCUUUGGACAUUUCAGGUUCAUAUUUCUACAGUAGAGAUGUUGUCACUUUGAGUUUGAGUAAGAAUUUAGUCAAAUUGGAUUUCCCUGCGAGAUGGAUGAGCUCUUCACUUGUCACUGUUGAUAAUGUGUUGAUUCCUUCACCAACAUCCACAGCCUCAUUUAGUGCCAAAUUAGUUUUUGGAUCUGGUGCUACAGUUUCUCUUCCAUCCAUCUACCCCUACGAUCCUUCCUUGAUCACCAUUGACUCGUUUUUGAUUAUAAAUUCCCAAAAGGAUAAGGAUCUAUUUGUUGUUUCAGCAGAUACUCAAAGAACAAUGGACAUUGCAUUGAAUACUUCCAAUGCUGUCAUUAAUUCAUUUUCUUGUAAGGUCAAGUUUGAUGAUGGUACGAUAUCAUCCGUGUUAGAUGGUACAAUUUAUGAAGGACGUUUCAUUGAGACUUUAACACCAUUGAUGUGGUAUCAUGAUUUGAUCUUCCCUCGAAUUAUUUCCUUCUCAGUCUCAAUUGAUGAUGGAUUUACAUUUAUCACUUCUCCAUCAGCAAAGUUUUCAAUGAUUGAGGGAACCAUCCACAACAUUCAGCUUUCCAAUUAUUUAUUCUAUUCGGAUGGAUUUAAUACUGUACAGAUCACAAACGCUGGUUUCAGUUCCACCAUGAUGGAGCUUUCUCUUCUGAAAGCAAAGACCUCUGGUACCUUGAAACAAGAUGUUAUUUCCAUGAAAUGUACUAAUCAGGGACUUUGCAAGUUGGAUUGGUCUCAAGUUGUAUUCACUAAUAGUUUUGAUGUUGAAUUUUAUGAAUUUGAUCGGUUGAGAGUUGAGAAAAUGGCUUCCUCGAAAAUUUUCAAUUUGGCACAGAAGGUUAUCUUAUUGAACAAGAAUAUGAAAUCGAAACAAAUUCCAAUUACUCUGUCACACAAGCAAAUUCAACAAGGAGCAAGUACGGCAUUAAGUAUUUCGUUGCCUGCAUCUCUAUCGAACGGAAUACUAUCGAACAUUCCCAAUGUUUACUUGCAAAUUUCAUGUCCAGAUAUUGAUGGUUCUGUACUUGUAACCUCGAUUCAAUGGACAUCACCCACUACUUUCAUAGCUACUCUUGAUCAUGUUCCAGUCGUACAGUUUGUCUCGACAUUGACCAUUUUCUCAAUUUCAUUUGAUGCCCUGAACUACAUUGCAGUAGCCAACGAUGGAAACAACAAAUUGACCAUGUACCAACAAUUUAGCUUUACCAUUACUAAUCAAUAUCAAAAAUCUAAAGCAUCCACCUUUGCCAGUACACCAUUCAAAAUCACCUUCCUGAAUGCCUUACCAAUUGAUGACAGUCUUCCAAUCAAAUUUAAAAUUUCAUCCUCGAAUUAUCCUCAAUUUUUCACACCUUACUUUGGAACUGCCACUCGAGCUGUGGUCAACACGAAUGCAAGAUCUACUUCAAUGAUAUCUCAACUAUCCUUAACAGCUCCAGCAGUGUCAUCAUUGUUAACUGUAGAUAAGAGUAUGGUUCGUUUCCCAUCCACACUUAGUCUUGGCAUUUCUAUUCUUGGUGAUGAUCAAUAUGUCUCUAAUGAGCUUGUAUAUGACGAUUCGAUUGCUGACCCUCCAGUCAUUGUCAGUGUGGUUCCUAUGGACUUGCCAAUUUUGGAUGAAAUGAUCAGAAUGGAUAUUAAGGCAUCCUCAAUCUAUCCAAACAACACUUUUUGCAUUUUCAGACCUUUCAGAGACUCCAAUGACACCUAUGUGAUCAGUGCCAAUUUCAUUGACGAGUUCUCUAUCAGUUGCUCAGUGAACACUCAACUAUUAGUUUCAACAUUGCGUCUUGAAAAUUCUUUGGAAGCUGUUCUAUCCUUAAAAUCUAAUUUGGAUGAAAGUAGAGAAAGUGUUAACAUUCCUCUUUACAAACAAAUCAGAAUUGAUUCGUUCACUCCAUUGCAAGGUCUUACUACAGGUCAAUUCCAAUCUACAUUUUACGGAAACUUCCCAAUACAUCCGAAAGAAGAAGUAUAUCUUGCAUCAGGCAGAAUGAAAUUCCGUGCCAAGUUUGGAUCUCGAGAAACAGUCGCCUGCUCUCGAAUUUCAUCCACCAUUGUGACAUGCAACGGUACCUCUAACCCUGUUUCUGAAGUCGAUGUCUUUCUCUCAAGAAAUACUGUGAACUUUGUUAAAGCAGCCAACAAGUUCACCUAUAUUGGAUGUGGACCUGGAUAUGAACAAGCAUCAUUCGCUGAAUUAUGUAAACCAUGUCAACCAGGGUUCUACAAGAAUUACACUGGUGGACCUUGUAUUGCAUGUGAUGUUGGACAUUACACAUCGACUUUUGGCUCCACAUAUUGCACAAAAUGUCCUUCACUUCAAACCACUCAAACUACAGGAGCUGUUUCCGUAACUCAAUGUGGAUGUCCUUCUUCCAAAUAUUAUUAUAACGUUUUCAAUGCUCGAUGUGAAUCAUGUCCAAAAGGAGCAACAUGUUCAUUCUUCAAUACGACCUACCCAACUGCACAAGCAGGUUAUUGGCACUCAAAUGCAUCUGGUUACAAUCCUUACAACUUUUAUGAAUGCAUUCCAAGUAGCUCGUGUGGUGAAGGCCAAUUUGAAAAUUGUACUGAAGGUUAUACAGGAUUUGUAUGUGGAUUAUGUCAAGAAGGAUAUUAUAGAAAUUCAAGAUCUUGUCAAAAGUGUUCAGCAUUGGCUCCUCUCUUUUUGGCCAUCCUCAUUGGAGGUGUUGCAGUGAUUGCUGUCAUUUUCUUUAUGAUUUCUUCAGUUAAGGUUCAUCACAUUUCCUCACUCUCGAUUGCUCUCUUCUUCUUCCAAGUGAAUAGUAUGUGGACAAAGUUUGAUAUAGAAUUACCAACAGAGAUUUCAGGACUUUUUGCAGCAUCUGCUGCUUCUACGUUCAACUUUGAUUUUAUUCAAUUCCAAUGUGUGUUUCCAAUUGGAUUUGUUCCUCAAUGGAUUUUGAAGAUGUGUAUUCCAAUCAUGUUAUUGGCCUUGUUUGUGUUUUUAUAUGGAUUGGGAGAAUUAAGAAAUUUGUUUGCCAAAUUUGUUGGACAAAAAAUUCCAUGGAAGAAAUGGGACGUCACUUCACUUUAUAAUGAACUCAUCCAACGCAAUGAGGAAGAAGCUAAACUUGAAUCCAAACUCAAUUCAAAUUCUUGA